Molecule: messenger RNA, 384 nt
Organism: Batrachochytrium dendrobatidis JAM81
Lineage: Eukaryota; Fungi; Chytridiomycota; Chytridiomycetes; Rhizophydiales
Exons: 1
Coding region: 1-384 (127 amino acids)
Source: RefSeq, a predicted model, not a curated record
AUGGCGGCUGUCAUUAAUAUUAAAUCGACGCUACAGAAACGUAGUUUACGGACCUAUGCAGCUCCAACUCCUCAAAUGUUAGAGAUGAGUAAUUAUGGUAAACUAUUGCCUCCACAUCCAGCACAGGCGAAUGUCAUGCCAAUAGGUCCAACGCCUAUAGUGAAUAUGGUUCCAGUAGUACAACAUGGCUAUAAAAAACGUCGUCGUAGGUUUUAUAAUCGAUCCCACUUUAUUCAGCACCCAUUGCAUGCUCCGCCAACAGUAAUUCCUCCGCCAAUGAUCGAUCAGUACCCGCCAGGUGGCAUUGCACCACAGUUUUUACAUAAAUCUUCAUAUGCUGCACCUCCUGCCAGCUACCUUCAACACCAACUGCAUCGAGUAUAA